Molecule: messenger RNA, 2255 nt
Organism: Laccaria bicolor S238N-H82
Lineage: Eukaryota; Fungi; Basidiomycota; Agaricomycetes; Agaricales; Hydnangiaceae
Exons: 8
Coding region: 1-2022 (673 amino acids)
Biological process (GO): endoplasmic reticulum unfolded protein response; phospholipid biosynthetic process; regulation of transcription by RNA polymerase II
Cellular component (GO): nucleus; endoplasmic reticulum
Molecular function (GO): transcription corepressor activity
Source: RefSeq, a predicted model, not a curated record
AUGGACCGACGCCUUUCCGUCAGCGACCUCGACGAUCAAGAUGAAAGCGUCCGCAUCGCUGUGCGAGCCCUAGGCGACAUGCGGAGGAAUUCUCGCUCCGAAGCUUCUCGCACCCCCUCUUCACUCUCUGUAGCCUCCUCCUCCUCAUCUCCUCCUCCUACUUCCUCCCCGCCACCUCAAUCCCCCCCGACACUCAAUGCUCAACCUAAAGCCAGCCCCAGUUCCCCAGCGUUCGUCACCCGCAUGUCUCACUUCCCGCUCGUUGGUUCCGCGCUACGUGUUUACGAGCAGGGAAAAGCAUCAUCUCGUGUGGUCAAGUACGGCGCAGAGAUGGUAGAAUCCAGCGUCAAAACGAUAUCCCGGCCAGUCAUAGAUCGCCUUCCUGUCAAUGUGAACCAGCUGGAUGAGUUUGCAUGCAGGCAAUUAGACCGACUGGACAAGUACCGACGGCCUUCUACCGAGGAACCCUCUCCAUCGUCACCUACCUCACAAAUGCCGGUUCUAGCCGAAUCAUCAACGUCCGAAGAGGAAAGAGGGCGGCCCAAGCUGAAAACGAAGACGCUCGACGGGUCAUUUGUGGAUGAUAGAGGUUUGAACGAAAGUUCGGAAGCAGAUUCGAGUCCGGUCAGACGGAGAGGAUGGAAGGAAGGAGGUGAAAGAGGCGUGCCAAGCUGGUUAGAAACCACAAGUCCAUAUACAGCUGAAGCGCCCGCAAGUGGCUCACGUUCCUCAACACCCACACAAAACGGCGAUGAAGGGGGCCCGCAUCAAGCAACCAGCUCUGAAACACGAACCGAGACGCAAGUCGCACAACGUAGUCGAUGGCAAGCCGUUCUGCUUGAAGCCGGAGGGCUUAGCGCUGCACUCAGUGAGGAGAGCAUGCGACGGUUGAAGUACUGUUUACAAUGGUUGCAGUAUGCUACUGCGCACAUUGAUGCCCAGAUAUUGAUACUGAGGGAUUUCACUGCCGCCUUACAACCAUUCCCCGACAGGUCUUCGCAACGAAGACCAAACCCCAUAUCAGAGGAGCAUAUGCGCAAACUAACUGUCGUCCGUCGAGAUAUCGUGCAUACCAUCCGACAAGUUGUAGACGUCGUUAGUCAAUACGCUGGCACUGCCCUACCUGAGCCAGCGAGGAAUCGAGUACGAGGUUUCAUCCUGAAACUUCCGCAGAGGUGGGCGAGUAAGGCAGCAGCUGUUGCCCCAAGCGCUGGUAAUGUGGUGGGAGAGCGCGAAACGGUUGCUGCCGCUUCAGGUUCGGGUGCUGUGAGGCGAGGAGCAAACCGGCGGGCUGCCCAUCGAGAACGCGGAACAGGAGGGCCGGAGUCUGGACAGAAGUCGGGUCCUCCAUCCAGAGCAGCAUCCCCACACUCGUCACCCCGUCUGGCGCGAGCACCGUUGAACAGGUAUGGGGAAACUCCAGAGACUGGGGGCGGAGCAGACGCUGGAGUUGUGUCGCAUGGAGCUGCGUUGGUUGCUGCUCAACGAAUACUCACCCUUGCCACUGAGAGUCUGGAUAUGAUGAGAGGUGUGACCGGAGUUGUUAAAGACAGCCUUGAUCGUGCUGAUGCAUGGGUUGGCCGUCUUCGUACCGUCGGAAUCCAACGUGGAGUUCAAGAAGGCGAGGAUACAGAAGGCUACGAAUUCGAGUUUGGCCACCAUCGUCGAAAUGACAGCUCUCAGUACGAUGAUCAAGAUCUGCCAUCGCCAUUCUUCUCUAGCUCAUCGACUGCUUGGGGAUCGAGUAUCCCUUCAACUCCUGGGGGCGGGCCAUAUAAUGCACCUAGCCCUGGUGCGAUUCCGAUUGGUGCGAUGUCGAUCGGAUCGCGGUAUAACACCCCAAAAAGUGUUGUGGUUGGGUUUCCUGACGAGGACAGGGACGAUAUGACAGUCGAGACCUUAGCUUCGAAACGCACAGACUCUGACGUUUGGAAAGCGGGUGAUAUCAAGGUGGCUGGCAUCGAUACUGCCAGUGAUGAAGAUGGGGAGAAAGGAAGCCAAAAGAUGGACGUUGACGUGUAACGCGUUGACGUCGACUUGUGGACUCACUCAAGCUAUCUGUCUCGUUGAUCCUCUCUGUUUCCCUAUUUCUCCUUCCUCUCCGUCCUACUUUCCCUCUCUAUCUUUUUCCUUCCCUCAUGUUGUGCAUACCCCUCCCUCUUGUACUAUAUAAAAUAUUGUAUACAGUCACAUACUUAUCGGGUUCUUGUCCUUAUCGGUGGCUGGCUCUACUAAUGGAAUUUUUCUCUCAUAUG